Messenger RNA from Talaromyces stipitatus ATCC 10500, 453 nucleotides. RefSeq lists its product as uncharacterized. Gene Ontology annotation, cellular component: nucleolar ribonuclease P complex. The coding region runs from base 1 to 453 and encodes 150 amino acids. The record is from RefSeq and is a predicted model, not a curated record. Gene Ontology annotation, biological process: tRNA processing. Lineage: Eukaryota; Fungi; Ascomycota; Eurotiomycetes; Eurotiales; Trichocomaceae. The transcript is spliced from 2 exons.
AUGGCUGCGUCAAAGGCAAAAAAAGGAGACAAGGGUGUCUCGGGGGGAACUCACUCGAAACAAUCCGAGAUAAACGAGCCACAAAGUCCAGACAACAACAACAAUCUCAAAGAGAAUAAAACCAAAUCCAUCAUCCAAACAUCUCUACCCCGACACUACAUCAACCAAAUGCGCGGAGUCGCACUAAAAACCCAACAACGUCUCUCCCAAGAGACAAAGCGAGGUUUCUGCAAGCGAUGUGAUCUACUCUUGAUUCCCGGCGAAACAUGCACGGAAGAAAUCCAGAAUGAGAGUAAAGGUCGUCGCAAGCCCUGGGCGGAUGUAUUGGUGGUUCGUUGCAAGGCUUGUGAGACGGUGAAACGGUUUCCGCAGAAUCGGAAGCGGAGUAUGAAAUUGGCUGUACGGAGGAAGGAGGGUGCUGUUGCAGUGAAGGAGGGAGUGGAAGGAUCAUGA